ACCGUAUGCGUAAGUUUAACACUAAGAGAAGGCGACUUGUUUGAAAAAAAGGUAUGAAUGUUUAGCCAUCGACCAGCAUUUUGCGGUGCAAAAUGCUAAAUUAGCUGGAGUGGAGCAGAAUUGUUCAUGAGUAUUAUAUUUCAAAUUUUGAAAAUUACUUAUAGAAGUGGCAAAAACCUUGCGAAUCGCGUUGCUUUCAAACACCUGAUCAAGAUGCCGAAGCAACGUAAGCAAGCGGGUGUAUCUCCCCGAUCGCGGUUCACUGACGGAGUGGGAGGAGCCCGCAGCCGUGAAACUAAACAUGCGAAACUUGGAAAUGGAGCACAGUCUCGGAAGGCAAAGGAUGAGGCGGCACAAUCAUCUUCGAAGUUCAUAAUGUUUCUGUUGACAUCUCUGAUGAUUAGCAUACCCCUCAUGAUCAUGUGGUAUCAGCAUGUCCUUCGAUCAGCUGUGAAGACGCCGCUAAGCGCUCCACUUACCAUAGCGAGUGAUGCCAGUUCCGCCGCCAAAAGUCCCGGGCGGUUUUGGGGUACAUACCGCCCCGGCGUCUAUUUCGGCUUAAAGACACGCUCUCCAAAAUCACCUGUCGUGGGUCUUAUGUGGUUUCGACAACCAACUUCUCCUAGUCAAAAUCCCGAUCUGAAAUUCAGGCACACAUGUGAACAAGGAGAUGGGUUGGACAAGUAUGGUUGGAUUGAACAUGAUGGUGUUAAUUUUGGAAUUCAAGAUAUUUUUGAUGGUCCAUUCCAAAUAAAAACGGCUUUUGCAAAGAGUGGAGGUGGACUUCAAGGAGGGGACUGGUCGGCAUCUAUUUCUGUCCGAUACAAAGAUGGAGUAGACACUACAAAGGAGAAGAAAACACUGAGCCUCAUGUUUUACUUUGCUCUCGAUGGUCAAGGAUCAAUUGAACCAAUCCUGGAUGGAAAUCAACUGCUGGGCAUCAAGGGCACCACAGAAGAGCUCGGGAAGUUUGUCCUUCGAUUCCCACAACCAACGAAAGUCAGAAUGAACAACUACUUGGUGUCCUACACUCCUGGUCUCCAUGCUAUCAAGGACCUUGUCAUGCGGCGGUUGAAGUAUCAUGAGUUGAAGAAGAAGAUCCAGCUUCUUGGUCUUGUCGGGAAUGACCAGCAAACGAUUGCAGCAUCACCUGACAAGAUGGCAAACAUCAUUGUCUAUCAAGUGACUGUAGAACCUCCAUACAUCAUGGAUGUUGUCUUUGAAUCAGGAAGCAAAGCGGACAGGGAAAAGGAGCUUGCUGGUUCCGAGUUGACAAGUCUUGUGCAAAGCUUCAGCAAUAAUUUCAACCAGCGUUUUGAAGAGAAGUUCGGGUUGAUUGAGAAGGGAUACGCACCUGAUGAAGUAGCGUUUGCAAAAGCAACAAUGAGUAACAUGAUAGGAGGUAUUGGGUAUUUCUAUGGAAGUUCGGUUGUCCAAUCCAAGCAUAAUACUGAACCGGUAGCGUACUGGACAGCUCCUCUUUACACUGCAGUGCCUUCACGAUCGUUCUUUCCUCGUGGUUUCCUGUGGGAUGAAGGGUUUCACAAUCUGUUGAUUAGCAAGUGGGAUCCUUACAUCAGUGUAGACAUCAUAGGCCACUGGCUUGAUUUAAUGAAUGCAGAUGGUUGGAUACCUAGAGAACAGAUUCUAGACUCUGAGGCUAGAAGUAAGGUGCCUGCAGAGUUUGUAGUUCAACAUGAUACAAAUGCUAACCCUCCAACAUUUUUCCUACCCCUCCAAUCAAUAUUGAGGGACGGAUCAUCUGUAAUCCCAAAGAAAGAGUUCACAUCCUUCCUAAAGCAUAUCUAUCCCAGGUUAGCUAAAUGGUUCCAAUGGUUCAACACAACUCAGUAUGGUCCAGUCCCAACAUCCUAUCGUUGGAAGGGUCGUGAUAGCAAGACAAAUCGGGAGUUAAAUCCUAAGACAUUAACCUCUGGAUUUGAUGACUAUCCUCGAGCCUCCCAUCCCUCAAGUGAAGAACGUCACAUCGAUCUGCGUUGUUGGAUGGCAUUGGCUUCAAGUGUGAUGGUUGAGAUAGGCAAGACCAUUGGGUUACCAUAUGAUCAGUAUGAGCAUACAUUGCAUGUCCUCACUAAUAAUGCCCUUCUUGAGAAGCUUCAUUGGUCGCCAAAGGCAAAAAUGUUUAGUGACUUUGGGAACCAUACAGCUAGAGUUUUGUUAGAGCGCCCUCACCCACCGCCCCGCCAACCAGGUCAACAACCUGUCCAGAUGGAGAUGGUUCGUGUUGUCAAAUCAAAAUUUGGACCUACCAACAAGUAUGUCAAUUCCUUUGGAUAUGUCAGCCUCUUCCCAUUCCUUCUCCACAUCCUAGACCCUAACUCUGACAAACUUGGCAAGACCCUCACCGACAUGAAAAACCCUGACAUGUUGUGGACAAACUAUGGACUUCGAUCCUUAUCAAAGAGCGAUCCAUUGUACAUGAAACAUAACACUGAACACGAUCCACCAUACUGGCGUGGAGCUGUUUGGAUCAAUGUGAAUUACCUAGCUCUUCGUGCCUUGCAUCAUUACGCUAAUGUUCCGGGUCCUUAUGCUGCUCAAGCUAAAGAAAUUUACAGUGAACUCAGGGCAAAUGUUGUUAGUAAUAUUAUUAAGCAAUAUAAUAGGUCAGGGUAUGUGUGGGAAAAUUACAAUGAUAUAACUGGGAAAGGGCAAGGAUGCCACCCUUUUACUGGUUGGUCAGCUCUUGUUGUACUGAUGAUGUCAGAAUCUUAUUAGUCAUGUAAUUUUAACAUUUUUUUCCUGAAAUGAAAAUAUUCUGUUAAGUGUUAUCUGUAUUUGUUUCUUGAUUUUAUCCCAUUAGAUUGAUUAAAUCUUUGAUGCUGAUACUUGGAAUUUAUCAUGUGAAUAUUAUCAUUUUGAAUGAUGAAACUUGCCUUUGACUGUUCUUCUCUGGUAUGUAAUGAUAAUUUUAAGAUGAAAUACUGUAUUUCUAUACCAUUUUGUAUUUCUGUAACUUCCCAAAAUUGAUCACCCGACUUUAGUCAGCCCCCAAAAUGCUACUUUGAUAACAACAGCUUGAUCACUGGGUCAGAGAAAAGAAGCAAUACUUGCCCUUCAAAAAUACAGUGUGAUGGGAAACGUAAAUAUACGUUGUGUCCCUUUGACAGACAUUAAUUUUAGCAACAAUAAUAAUCCUAUGUGUUUUGUUUAUAAGUUUUGAACAAUAUAAUAUGAAUGUCAAUCUGUCCUUGUGUGUAGUGAUAGGUAAGGAUAGCCCAAUAGCUUUCUGUUUUCACAUACAUGUAGUGGAAGUGAAGAAACCCUUAUCAAGUUUGACAUAUAAACUUUGCCUUUAGGUGCAAAGAAUUUGAAUCUACAAAUAUUGGAUUUCAAAUUACGCUGAUGGUAAAGAAAAGGAAUAAAGAAUCUAAUAAAGGCACCUAAGAAAAGUUUGCCAGCUUCAUUACCGCAUUACCCUGAAUACUAUUGGACACAUAUUUGGUGCAGGCAUUAGUUGGUUCUUGAAUCAACAGGCUAUCAAAGUCGAAUUAUUCUGUUGAUACAUAUGCCCUCCAAACAUGGUUAUUGUUAAAUAUGUGUAUUUGUGGAGCAUUGUGGCCCAGUGGAUUUGUCUUCGGACUUUGAAACAGAGGGUCGUAGGUUCGAAUCCCAGCCAUG
This is a messenger RNA of Lytechinus variegatus (green sea urchin), 3642 nucleotides long. Its product is annotated as mannosyl-oligosaccharide glucosidase-like. Gene Ontology annotation, biological process: oligosaccharide metabolic process; protein N-linked glycosylation. Gene Ontology annotation, cellular component: endoplasmic reticulum membrane. The transcript is spliced from 2 exons. Gene Ontology annotation, molecular function: Glc3Man9GlcNAc2 oligosaccharide glucosidase activity. The coding region runs from base 127 to 2739 and encodes 870 amino acids. The record is from RefSeq and is a predicted model, not a curated record. NCBI's taxonomy places the organism in Eukaryota, Metazoa, Echinodermata, Echinoidea, Temnopleuroida, Toxopneustidae.